Molecule: messenger RNA, 2006 nt
Organism: Pocillopora meandrina
Lineage: Eukaryota; Metazoa; Cnidaria; Anthozoa; Scleractinia; Pocilloporidae
Source: the annotation of a GenBank genome assembly
AUGGGAGGCGAUUUUAACUGCCCUCUCAAUCCAGCUUAUGACAAAAAAGGAGGCAAUCUAAAUCAACGGAAAUCGGUUGUGGAAUGCAUUGAUUGUUUACAAAAUGAGCUUGAUUUAGUAGACAUAUGGAGAAUUGAAAACCCAAACACAAAAAGUUAUACGUGGAGCCAAAACUCGCCCAAAAUCUUUUGCCGUUUAGACUACUGGUUAAUUUCAAAUAAUUUAAAUGACCUCGUAAAAUCAACUGGUAUAAUUCCCGCCAUCAGAACAGAUCAUGAUGCGAUUACUCUGGAUAUUGAAGAACUAGAAACCGAACUAAAAGGUUCCGGAUACUGGAAGAUGAACUGUUCUCUGCUAAUUGACGAAGAGUACGUAAAUAGUGUCACAGAAAUGAUCCCGAUUUGGACUGCAGAGGGACGAAAGGUAUUGUCAGACGAUCGUUCAACCUGGGAUUGGAUAAAAUAUAAUAUUAAACAUCACGCUAUUUUACACUCAAAAAAGAAAGCGAAAGAAAGAGAUGUGGAAGAAAAAACUCUUCAAAAGGAACUCAACAAAGCAAAGGAGGCAUCUCUGGUCAAUGUAGAUGCAAAAAUAAUGUCCAAAGUAAUCGCUUCGAGAAUCAAAAAUGUGUUACCAGGGAUUAUUCAUCACAAUCAAACAGGAUAUGUCAAAGAUCGAUUUAUAGGCGAAACGAUCCGAUCGAUCUAUGAUGUAAUGGUUUAUACUGUUGAAGAGAAUAUUCCAGGUCUAAUGAUUUUUAUUGAUUUGAAAAGGCUUUUGAUAGUGUAGAAUGGGAUUUUCUUUAUAAAUGUCUUGAAUCCUUUAAUUUCGGUCCAGACUUUCUCAAAUGGGUUAAAACUUUUUAUAAAAACAUGCAGAGCUGUACCAUAAAUAAUGGAACUGCUUCAAAUUAUUUUGUGCUUGAACUAGGAGUCCGGCAAGGUGAUCCACUCUCGCCUUACCUGUUUAUAGCAGUUGUGGAAACUCUUGCAAUUGCCAUUCGUCAAAAUAAAGAUAUAAAAGGAAUUUAUAUCAAGAAUGAGGAAACAAAGCUCUUGCAAUACGCGGAUGACACUACUGCAGUGCUCUCGGAUAUGGACUCGGCCAAAACUUUAUUUGAAUUGUUGGAUGUUUUUAAGGACGUUUCUGGUCUUAAAAUUAACUGCACGAAAACUGAGGGUAUGUGGAUCGGAGCAUCCAAAGAAAACAAAACAAAACCGUUUGGAAUUAAAUGGCCAACCGAACCAAUAAAAGCUCUUGGACUAUAUUUUACCUAUGACCUAAAACUGCUCAAAGAAAAGAAUUUCAUCGAACGACUGGAUAGUAUUAAAAGAUUGAUCAUUGGUCUUUCAAUCUUUGAUAAAGUGACAAUAAUAAAAUCCUUUCUAAUUCCAAAAUUUGUUUAUGUAUGCUCACUUCCACCUACACCCAACGAGAUGGUAAAACAAUUGAAUCAAUUGCUUUUCAAAUUCUUGUUGAAAGGAACAGAUAAAGUAACGCGUCUGUCAACAAUAAAUGAUUAUGGGGAAGGUGGAUUAAAAAUGAUUGAUUCAGAGAGCAUGGUUAAAGCUCUGAGAUUGGCAUGGCUUAAACGAAUAUUUAACUCAAAUGAUGGAACAUGGAAGCGGUACUUACAACACCAAUUGAAAACAUUUGGAGGACUGUUCUUUUUAAAUUGUAACUAUGAUGUUAACGAUUAUACAAUCACUUCCCAGUUUUAUCGAGAGCUUCUUCUAUGGUGGUCACAAUUUCGUGAAACUUUCGCUACAGACUUGAAUUGGACAAAUAUUAUUUGGAAUAAUAAAGAAAUUAGAAUAGAUAAAAAGCCUAUCUAUUACAAAAAAUAUUUUGACUCCGGAAUCACUCAAAUCCACGAUCUCCGGCUCGAUUUGAAUAUUAAUGAUUCCUUCAGUUACGUUUCAAAUAAAAUUAGAAAAAUUAGCUUUCUACAAUGGGCAGGUCUUCGACACUCAAUACCUGAUUUUUUGAAAGAUGAUCGUGAUUAA